Messenger RNA from Lagopus leucura (white-tailed ptarmigan), 4426 nucleotides. RefSeq names its product family with sequence similarity 91 member A1 (gene FAM91A1). Bases 120 to 2657 code for a protein of 845 amino acids. The transcript is spliced from 25 exons. NCBI's taxonomy places the organism in Eukaryota, Metazoa, Chordata, Aves, Galliformes, Phasianidae. Gene Ontology annotation, cellular component: trans-Golgi network; cytoplasmic vesicle. The record is from RefSeq and is a predicted model, not a curated record. Gene Ontology annotation, biological process: intracellular protein transport.
GCAGCGGGCGAGCAAGAAGAGGCAGUGGCGGUGGCGGCGAGGGUUAAGAGCAGAGGGGCCCCGGGGCUGGAGCGCCCCCCCGGUGGUGGGGCUGUGCGGUGCGCUCGGCUCCCCUCGCCAUGAACAUCGACGUGGAAUUCCACAUCCGCCACAACUACCUCUGGGCCCGGUUGCCAGCCAGCGUGAAGCAGGCUCUGGGAAACUCUCAGAGGGAAUAUGAAAGGCAGGUUGUGCUCUACAGCAUCCGCAAUCAGUUACGGUACCGGAAUAACUUAGUUAAGCAUGUCAAGAAAGAUGAACGUAAAUAUUACGAGGAUCUGUUAAAAUACAGCCGUGACCACCUGAUGUUGUACCCCUACCAUUUGUCUGACAUAAUGGUGAAAGGGCUGAGGGUAACACCGUUUUCGUAUUACACAGGCAUAAUGGAGGAUAUAAUGAACAGUGAAAAAAGCUAUGAUUCAUUACCCAACUUUACUGCUGCUGACUGUCUAAGACUUCUUGGUAUAGGAAGAAACCAAUAUAUAGACCUAAUGAACCAAUGUAGAUCUUCUAAGAAAUUUUUCAGAAGGAAAACUGCGCGUGAUCUGUUACCUGUGAAACCUGUGGAAAUUACCAUAGAAGCUUGGUGGGUUGUGCAGUCUGGCUACAUCACUGAGGAUGACAUCAAGAUUUGUACUACAUCGGAAAAGUCUGCUAUUGAUAAGAUAAUUGAUUCAGGUCCUCAGCUUGCUGGUUCACUGGACUUCAAUGUAGUUCACAGCUUGUAUAACAAGGGAUUUAUUUACCUCGAUGUACCAAUAUCUGAUGACAGCUGUAUAGCAGUGCCACCACUUGAAGGUUUUGUGAUGAACAGAGUGCAAGGUGAUUACUUUGAAACACUCCUGUACAAGAUUUUUGUUUCAAUAGAUGAACACACUAAUGUGGCAGAGCUUGCAAAUGUCUUGGAGAUUGACUUAUCUUUAGUAAAGAAUGCUGUGUCCAUGUAUUGUCGAUUAGGCUUUGCUCAUAAAAAAGGCCAAGUCAUAAACUUGGAUAACCUUCAUCCAUCGUGGAAGAAUGUUCCUUCAGUGAACAGACUGAAGAGUACUUUGGAUCCUCAGAAGAUGCUGCUUUCGUGGGACAGUGGGGAAAACAGAAGUCCUGUACAGGAAGCUGGGUCUUCAGCCACAGAUACAGACACCAACAGUCAAGAUGAUCCAGCUGAAACAGCCAGUGUGAGCAGCCUGAAUCUGUCCAGCGGGCACACAAAGCGUAUUGCCUUCCUGUUUGAUUCUACCCUCACUGCCUUUCUAAUGAUGGGAAAUCUUUCACCAAACUUGAAAAGUCAUGCGGUCACUAUGUUUGAAGUAGGGAAACUGUCAGAUGAGUCCCUUGACAGUUUCUUGGUGGAGCUGGAGAAGGUUCAAAGCACAGGUGAAGGGGAGGCACAGCGAUACUUUGAUCACGCACUUACACUGAGAAACACAAUACUGUUUUUACGGCAUAAUAAAGACUUAGGGGCACAAGCUGUACAGCCUGACCAACCAACUAACGGAUUUCCCUUGGAUCUCUUACGAUGUGAGAGUUUGCUUGGCUUGGAUCCAGCUACCUGCAGUAGAGUUCUCAACAAAAAUUAUACCCUACUGGUUUCCAUGGCACCACUCACCAAUGAAAUUCGACCUAUUAGUAGCUGUACACCCCAGCAUAUUGGACCUGCAAUACCAGAAGUCAGUUCAGUUUGGUUCAAACUGUAUAUUUACCACAUAACUGGACAAGGACCACCCUCUCUAUUGCUCUCUAAAGGAACACGUCUUCGAAAACUUCCAGAUAUUUUUCAGGGUUAUGAUCGCUUACUUAUAACAUCUUGGGGUCACGACCCAGGAGUAGUUCCUACUUCAAAUGUGCUCACAAUGUUGAAUGAUGCUUUAACGCAUUCAGCUGUUCUAAUUCAGGGGCACGGUAUGCAUGGAAUGGGAGAAACUGUGCAUGUACCUUUUCCAUUUGAUGAAGCUGAGCAGCAGGGAGACUUCUCUCGUGUGAACAUGGGCAUUCAUUCAGCUUUAAAGAUACUGAGAAACAAAGUAGACUUGCAGCAUUUUUGUGGCUAUGUCACUAUGCUGAAUCCUACAAGUCGGCAAGCUAACAGGAAGCUGAGUGAUGCUUCUGAUGGAAGAGGGGAUGCUGAUCUAGCAUCAGGAUCUGAUGUAAACGGGAGUACAGAGUCAUUUGAGAUGGUAAUAGAAGAAACAUCAAUGGAUUCUGCAAUCAAGCAAAGCCUUGAAGUACCCACAUCAGAACUGGAUUGGGUUCCUCUGGAAUUAUGCUUUGGCAUUCCUCUCUUCAGCUCUGAGUUGAAUCAGAAAGUCUGCAGAAAAAUUGCCACUCAUGGAUUAUGUAGAAAAGAAAGCCUACAAAAACUGUUACAUUCCAGUAGAAAGCUGUCCUUGCAGGUCCUUAAUUUUGUUCAUUCAUUCCAGGAAAGUACUUCAACGCUGGAUCAGCUCCAUGAUGCUGGUUGUUCAAGUUCAAUUUUGCAGCCAACUUCUGCAGAUAUGGGUGUUCCACUUCCUGCCAAGAAUCUCAUGUUCAAAGAAGGUGUAUUAUCUGAAUGGAACGGACGGUCCCCUUCCUCGGUUUUUAUUUCAACCACUCCUAAGGAACAGCACACAAGGAGAUGAGAUGUGGAAUACUAAAGAAUCCAGGUGACUAAGAACUCUGCCAGCUCUCUUCUUUGCUGGAACUGCCUUGCUAUAAAUAAUGUAAAAAUAGGACGACCAUCCUGUCUUUACUAGCAUUACGUAACGGACCAAGAAUCUGCGGCAUUGAUGAUGCUGGAAAAUAACAAGGAGAAAAAUGACAACGUUUGGGUUUGUAUCCUGUUCUUUGUAGCUGUAAGAAAACAUAUAACAAGUUUGAAAAGGGAAAAUGUACCACAAUAGAAUAAUGCAGCGACUGCGGCUGACACUGUGAAAGUCCCUUUAUUUUCUCCUUGGCAUUAUAUACAUUCCUGAUGUGUAAGUGUGGGAUGUGUGCUUUAAGAACUGGAAGUCUGUAGUACUACAGUUUGCUCAUUGCUGCUCUUUUCUUUUUAUGUAUAUUUUUACAUCUGUUGUGUUAUGUAUUUUACCAACAUCAACUGAAUUUAGUAUUCUGCGUGAAUUACAGAGCUAGAUUACAGAAAAUUAUUUACACUACAGUUACUUUUGUACUGGAAGUGCUUAUUUUUUCGUAGUCUUUUUUUAAGUUGUUGUAUUUCCCUCAAAGGAAUUGAAGAGGAACUGAAUGUCAGUCUGCUAGAAAUUGCAGGGAAUAUAGGUUUACUGUGAGUUGUUAUGUGAAGAUUAAUUCAAAAUCGAGCUGUAGGGGAACUAAGCAGUAGAUGAUGAUUUACACUUUCAGUACCAUAGACAAUACUUUCAGUGCUACAGUGAACUGUAAUAGAUGAGCUAGUUUGGCAUACUGUAUUAAAUUUUGCCAUGCACAAUGUCUAUACAAGCACAGAAUUGAUGACAGUACAAGUUAACUUGCUGUGUGAAAGUCUAAGAAUGGAUUAAAUUUUCUGUUCUCCUCACUGCCUACUCUUCAGUGUUACUGAGUGAAGGAUGUUACUAGGUUCUAAAUAAAAACAGUCUGCUCUUCAGAGUUGUUUAAUACCCACAAAUCUUGCUGUUAAUGGUGAAAAUUCCAGAUAUGUUGGCAAUUCUUAGAAAUCAAACUACUAUAAUUUAGGAGCUUCAACACUAGUUUAGAGCUUGAAUGUUCAAGUCUUCAUAUUUGAAGUUUACUGAAUAGAUUGCAACCAAAGAAGUCCACAAAAUACCUGAAACUCUACUACGGCUCCAGUGCUUGGGAUGGUCCAGAGACCCAAAGUAUGUGAUUUUCGUUUUAAAUGUGGUGUAAAAAAUAAGGUCUCCAAGAUCUUCAUACCAAAAGAAUCUAUUUUAUAUUGUAUCGCAAAUAAAGUCUAAUGAAAUCAGUUUCUUUUCUUCAGGCAGUUUUAUUGAAAGUCGAUGAAAAAUCUCACGCAUUGUAACAUUGCAAGUUGUUUGAAGUUUGUCUUCACAACAUCUAUUUUUAACUUGAGAAGUUGGCUUUGUGCUCUGGCACAACCCAAGUAGUGGUUAUUCCAGAUGAGUGUACUUGGAGGGCUUCGAGAGCCAACUAGAAAGUGUGUGUUAUUUGUUCUCAGAUUUCUGAUCAUGAUAUAUUAUUUCUUGUUUUUCUUUUUUUCUUUUCCACCAUUGUUCUCAGAUCUUCCUUUUGCUUGUACAAUAUUCUUGAUGGUUUGUAUUUCGAAGGUUUUUAAAGUAUGGCUGUAACUGAAUACAGUUGAAUUCUUCUGGUGUGACAUUCUUAACAUUAUGCAUUGAAAUGUACAGUCUGUGUUCAAUUAAAUUAUUGGCACGUGUAACAAUUGUUUACAAAUAAACUGCCGUAGGUAAAACCA